AUGUCUGCAGCAGUUGGAGGCGCUCCGCCCACCCAUGGGCAUAGCGAUUCUGUAAAUGGAAGAAAUCCCACCAUCCCUGCCAUCCCUUCUGUCAACGGAAACGUAUCUCUACCUGAUCACACCCGCAAGCCGUCGAUGACAGUUACACCAGCUGGCGCCACUGGCUUCGCUGCAAAUGGUGGUGCUCCUGGAGGUCCUCAAAACAAGCCGGGAAAUAUUCAGUUUGGUUCGUUGGGAGUGGCAAACCCUGCUAGUUCCCCUGCCAUGGGUACACCUCCCUCGUUGGCCCAUCAAAACUCAUCAAAUCUCAGUGUGAGCCAGCUGAACCCUCGCGCGACUUCUCCUUCAAGUUCCCCAUCACCAAUUCCUCAACCUGCUUCUGUCAGUGGUGGUCGCCCUCCUACUGGUUUUCAGGGUCAAGGGAACGGAUAUACAUUCGGACAGCUUUCGGGCGAUCAGAAUGACCCAAGUGGUAUGGCUCGGCCAAUAUCUCAACUACAGUUUGGACCUCAGCAAGAGCACAUGAGACGAGGCUCUUCGCAGUCAAUCCACAGCGACGUUGGUGGCCCAGGGAUCCCAGCGGGCCCGACUCGUGGUGGCUUUCCUGGUGGUCCAGGUCGUGGGAGAGGAUUCAAUCCUCCAUAUCAGCAACAACCCAUGCAUUUCUCCCCCCAACAACAAUUUCGACCUACUUCGAACGGACGUUCAUUCCAAACUGGAUAUCAAGGCCGCGGCCAACCACUACCCUACCAAGGAUCCCCCGCUAUGGGCACCCGAAGCCCAGCUCUCGUCAACGCUCAACCAGGAACCCCGAAUAUGGGAGGUCAAAUACAUAUGGUGCAACCCGGGAUGCAGACCCAGCCCAAUGGAUAUUAUAUGGGACCCCAACAUGUAAAGAAUUACCCACAGUUUCCUUCUUCCCGUGAUCCUGCCAGAGAACCCGCAAGAGAGAGAGGGAAGCCCACGAGAGGCCGGAACCGUGGCGGUCGCGGAGCUGGUCGCGGUAAAGGCCCUGGUAGAGGUGGACCUGAGGAAGGAUCGACUUUCUACAGCAAAGAUCCAGCCUCGGACUACUACCGCCCCGAUCUCGUGCCUCCACCUGUUCAAGUUGUCCCCGAACUCGCGCAGGCCCCCAUUCAAGUUGUUCCAAAUGCUCCCAAUGUACUUCCCUACCCUGACUUGUCCCCUGAGUCUGGCAAUUUUGAACGUUAUUCAGAACACUUUCUGACUACAAGAGCACAGGGCUUCCCCAUGACCCAAGCUGAUCCUAGCAUUCAGCAAAUGUAUUUGCAGCAAAUGUAUGCCCCAGGGGCCAUGCAGGCUCAAUACAAUCCCCAAUACAACAUGCAACCCCAAUCUCCUCGCCCGCACUUCAACCAGGGUAUGUAUGCACCCGGUAUGCAACCUUCAUACAGCAAUCAAGGCGGACCACCGCCUUCGAUGUCGAGGCAGUCUUCUCAAAUAUCUGCUCCUGAUCGACCGGGGUCCAGCGUUGGCCAACAACCGCCGACGCCAGGUCCUGCCGGGGCUCCACAUCCAGCUAAUCGAGCCCCGAGUGUGUCUUCGCAAAAGUCAAAUUAUACCAUUCCUCCAAAGAAGAGUGCCGCCAUCACGAUCAAAAAUACUGCCGGCGAGGUUGUCUCUUUCAACAAAUCACCCGCAUCGCCCGCGAACCCGACUCCAGUCUCAGCCACAGUUCCCCCGCAAUCUGCGCCCACGCCUCCGAGUCGAACUGCCAGCGCCGCUGACAAUGCUCACGGCCGAACAGAAAGCGUCAGCAUAAAGACUGCUGAAGAGGUGAAGAAGCAAAUGCAGGAAGCUGUUGCAAAGAAGAUCGCAGAAGAUGAAGCAAGACUGAGAUUGGAGAAGGAAACGGCCGAAAAGGCGGAGAUGGAGAAAGAAGCUGCAGCGUUGGCCGAACGAGAGGCCGCUGAAGCUCAGGCCAAGACAGAGGCAAAGGAGAAAGAGGCCAAAGAAGCUGCAGAGAAGGCUGAGGCUGCCAAACAGGCCGAAGCCAAGAAGCUCGAAGAGACUCAGGCAGCGACGACCAAAGCGCAGCAAGAUGAGCUUGAUCUAGAUGCUCUUGCUGCUGAAAUGGAGGCCGAAGAAGCCGCCAGAGAAGCAGAAGAACUUCGACGUGAAGAAGAAUACAAGAAGAGGAAAGCUGCUCAACGCGAGGCCGAGCGAAAGAAGCAAGAAGAAGAGGCCGCGGCUUAUGAGGCCAACAUGAAGGAGUUGGAGCGCAAGGCCGAAGAGGCAGAACAGGCCCGUGAAAAGGAAAAAGCCGAAGGAGUGUCAGGAGAUGAAGCCAGCAAGAAACUCUUUGCUGAGCUCAAGCCCAAUCCAUUCGGUACACCCGCUUCAGUUGAAAGUCCCGCCGGCCCGACAACUCCCGCCGAAAGUGGAACUGCCACACCCGUUUCGGACGUCUCGAUGCCUCCUCCUGCAAAGGCUCCUGGACGUCGCACCAAGGCUGCCGACCUGACCCUCGACACCAAGAAACCUGUGGAGCCUCCUGAGCCAAGUGCAACUCUGAAAGCCCUGCAGUCUGCCAAGAAGCUUGGUGAUAUCUCCAAGGUUGUUUAUCCAUCAGACAUUGCCUCGCCCAAUCCUGCCCUGAACGCAAAUGCCCCGGCGGAUCGGGGGUUCAAAUAUAACAAGGAAUUUCUGCUCCAGUUCCAGAGCGUGUUCAAGGAGAAGCCCACUCUCGACUGGGAUGCUCGCAUUCGAGAUGCGCUGGGCGAUGGAGACGCUUCAGCUCGACCGAGCGCGUCAGCCAGGACGCCUUCGGGCAUGGGAAACCGCAGUACUUCGGCUCGCGGACCCCCUCCUAUGAGCAACUUUGGUGGUCCUAUGGGUGCAUUUGGUGGCGGAGUCAGCCGACCAACUCUACCCCCAGGUACCACUUCAGAGCAGCGAUUCGCUGCAUCGAACGCAUUGAGGAGUGGAGGAAUGGGCGCGAAUCCGUUUGCUCAGUUUGGUCGCCCAGGAGGUCAAAUGCAGCCUUCGAUGGGUGGCCGAACGCCCUCCAACAAUCCUCUUGGGCCUAUUCCUGGUUCUCCGCGCGUCAGUGGUGCAAGUCGCGGAGGAUCCCGUGCUGAGAGCAAACGCUCAAAGCAAAAUGCUAAGCAACAUCAGGAAGAAAACAAGUCCAUGCCUCUUACUGCUGGUAUGUCUAUUACGGCUCUUGAAACCUCAUCUACUGGAUGGAAACCAAGGAGUCUCACUCAGCCCAUCGUUUCCGGCCCUGCUCCUGGUGGCGAUGGCUUGAUGGAUCCUGAGACUGUGCAGCGCAAGACAAAGGCACUUUUGAACAAGAUGACCCCUGAAAAAUUCGACAGAAUAUCGGACCAAAUCUUGGACAUUGCGGCUCAAUCCAAACACGAAACUGACGGCCGAACACUGCGUCAAGUUAUCCAGCUCACUUUUGAGAAGGCCACUGACGAAGCUCAUUGGGCAGGCAUGUACGCUUCGUUCUGCCGACGCAUGUUGGAGAGUAUGAGUCCGGACAUCAGAGACGAAGGAAUCAAGGACAAGAACGGCAAUGUCGUGACUGGUGGUAACCUGUUCCGAAAAUACCUGCUCAACCGCUGUCAAGAAGAAUUUGAACGUGGUUGGAAGGUCAAUCUACCACCCCGACCUGAAGGGGAAUCCGAAGAAGCCGUCAUGCUGUCGGACGAAUACUAUAUCGCUGCGGCUGCCAAACGCCGUGGUCUCGGUCUCGUCAAAUUUAUUGGUGAACUGUUCAAGUUGUCCAUGUUAACCGAGCGAAUCAUGCAUGAGUGCGUCAAGAAGCUCGUGGAUUAUGAGGGUACCCCUGAUGAAGCCGAAAUCGAGAGCUUGACCAGCUUGCUGCGGACGGUCGGCAAACAGCUUGACAACCCGGAGAGCAAGGCGCAAGGAAGGAUGGACCUCUACUUCGAGCGCAUCAAGUCGAUGAUUGACCUGCCAGAACUUCCCAGCCGUCUCAGAUUUAUGCUGAUGGAUGUUAUUGACCUACGAUCCAAGGGAUGGGCCUCUAAGGAAGACAACAAAGGUCCUAAGACCAUCACCGAGAUUCGUGAGGAGGCCGAACGCCAGGCACGUGAGGACGAACUCAGACGACUUGCGAGCCAGACCGGCGGCCGUGGUGGUGGAGGCCGGAUGCCAAUGGGUCGUGGCGACGCUCGAAGCUUCAGCGGCUUCGGGGGACAAGUCCCGCCUCCUGAUACAUCGAAUCGAGUGGGGACCGAUGACCUUCGAAAGCUGGGUAACCGUAACGCUCGCCACCCAAGUCAUACGUCUGGUCCCGGUCCAUUGGGCCCGCCUAGCUUGAUGGGUGGGCGGACCAACAGUGGGCGUCGUGGACUGGGACCUGGUGGUCUUUUAGGGCGAGGAGACGACAGUGCCACAAGUAGUCGCACCGGAACACCACCGGCUCAGAAAGACAAGGAGAAGAAGGAUGAGUCUAGCACGAAUGCUUUCAGUGCUCUUGCCGCUCUCGAGAACGACGGACCAUCAUCGCCACCAUCUAAUCCCGCUUCACCCCCCGUGCAGAAGUCGCAGCCAAGCAUCGAACGAGGACGAUCGAGAUCACCGGACAAAAGCGCCGCGUGA
This is a messenger RNA of Fonsecaea nubica, 4596 nucleotides long. RefSeq lists its product as hypothetical. The record is from RefSeq and is a predicted model, not a curated record. Gene Ontology annotation, molecular function: protein binding; translation initiation factor activity; mRNA binding. The coding region runs from base 1 to 4596 and encodes 1531 amino acids. The transcript has 3 exons. Lineage: Eukaryota; Fungi; Ascomycota; Eurotiomycetes; Chaetothyriales; Herpotrichiellaceae. Gene Ontology annotation, cellular component: eukaryotic translation initiation factor 4F complex.